Fonsecaea multimorphosa CBS 102226 is the source of this 486-nucleotide messenger RNA. RefSeq lists its product as uncharacterized. Bases 1 to 486 code for a protein of 161 amino acids. The transcript has a single exon. The record is from RefSeq and is a predicted model, not a curated record. NCBI's taxonomy places the organism in Eukaryota, Fungi, Ascomycota, Eurotiomycetes, Chaetothyriales, Herpotrichiellaceae.
AUGUCCUCCUCACCAGAGCCAAUCCCGGCUUUCUACCGCGUCUUCUUCAGCACCAUCGACCCCGUCAUCGCGCUCAGCGGCGUGCUAACCCAACUCUUCUCCCCGGCCACCAUCCUCCGCCUGUACAACGCCUCGUCGUCACUGACCCUCCCUCCCGCAAUCGAGACGACCGUGCUCCUCGACAGUUCCGCGGGAUACCUCCUCUCGACGCUGUUCCUGCAGGUCGUCAUGCUCCGUCUACGGCCCGCGGAUCGCACGGUGUGGAAAUGUCUCGAGGCGAGUAUCCUGAUCCAGGACGUGGCGCUUGUCGCGGCCGUGGCGAGGAGUCUGGACGCUCAGCACCGACUCGCGUGGCGGAUGGUCACGGGCGAGGAGUGGGGGAAUUUGGGCAUUCUGGUGGGCGUGGGUGUGCUGAGGGCGGCGUUUUUGAUGGGCAUUGGCAUGGAGGGAGGUCGUGAGGCGAGGAAGAACUUGAAGAGGGCUUGA